Messenger RNA from Monosiga brevicollis MX1, 1440 nucleotides. RefSeq lists its product as uncharacterized. The coding region runs from base 48 to 1076 and encodes 342 amino acids. NCBI's taxonomy places the organism in Eukaryota, Choanoflagellata, Craspedida, Salpingoecidae. The transcript has 5 exons. The record is from RefSeq and is a predicted model, not a curated record. Gene Ontology annotation, cellular component: cytoplasm; nucleus. Gene Ontology annotation, biological process: protein import into nucleus.
UUUUUAUUUUUUUUUUGAGAGAGAGAGGGAGAUCGGAAACGAGCAAAAUGGCAGCCGAGCGCAGUAGCGCAGCAUGUGCUGUGGCGAUGAAGCGUAAGAAUGGAGCAGGAGCGGGAUGGAUGAGUGGUUCCAUUCUGAUGACGACGGGCUUGGUGUUGAUGGUGAGCUUGGCCUUGGUCCCGUUGCAAGUGCAGGCUGCUCCCACAUCAGCUGCCAAUGCGACAUCUGUGCCGACCACCCCGACCAACGCAUCAACCACCGUGUCGACCACCGUGCCGACCAACGUACCGACCAACGCACCGACCACCAACGCGUCAACCAACACGUCAACCACCGUGCCGACCACCGUGCCGACCACCGUGCCGACCACCGUGCCGACCACCGUGCCGACCACCGUGCCGACCACCGUGCCGACCACCGUGCCGACCACCGUGCCGACCACCGUGCCGACCAACGCGUCAACCACCGCACCAACAACCGUGCCGACGGCUGGGCCAACAACCAAUGCCUCGACAUCUGCGCCAGCCACCUCGGCCCCAACAAACGCUCCCGGGAACAGCACUUCUACCGUGACGAGCAAACCCACCUCGUCAUCUUCCUCUUCAACAUCGUAUUGGGGCUCAACGACUGAUCCCUCCGGAGCUUACGGCAACGCCACUUGCUCGUCGUGCGGCGUCAAACCCGGAAAAAUGACCGGCUACUGCAAAAAGACAGGCACUUGCGUCAAAUUCUCUGGGGUCAAGUGUGAUGGUUGCGAUGCCAAGGACUGCUACGUCUGGAACUGCAACAUGAAUGUGAUGACCCUGAUCUACAUUAUCAUCCCUUGCACGGUGGUCGGCAUCCUGCUCCUUUUCUGCCUGUGGAUGUAUUGCUGCUGCUGCCGCAAGAACAAGCGUCGUGCCAUCAACGUGUACCAGUACAAGGAGUCCUCAAAGGAUCGCAAGCAACGCCAAGCUCGCGAAGAGCGCCAGGCCAUUCGCAAGCAAGAGCGUAGCGAACGCCACCGUGAGCUUCGCAAGAAGUACAAUCUGUUGGGUGCCGAUGAUAGCAGCGACGACGAUGUCCUGCAGGCAUAGUCAGCUUGGCUGUCGUCACCAGAGCUUCUAUUUGAGCUUGCUAAGCACCUGAUAUUGCCUCUUGCUUCGUGUCAACCUGCACCUCGUUGUGUUUGAAGCGUUUCAAGUUUCAAUGCGAGCUUCUUUCUUUACUCUUUUCUCCGGUAUAUGGUCGCUGAAUUGCCUGUUGUUGCGGUUCAACGAAUGUGUGUCGGAAUCAUGUACCCAGAAGGCCAGUUUACGGCCGCCGUUACUUUGCUUAGUUUGUUGUCAAACAAUCAUCACUCGGGUUGUUUCGAAAAUGGUUUGUGCAUACACGUUGUAUGUGCGUAUUUGUAUAUGUGUGUGUGUUUGUGUGUUUUCGGUGUUUGCUUUUCGUUUUAUU